Tigriopus californicus is the source of this 1002-nucleotide messenger RNA. RefSeq lists its product as uncharacterized. Bases 235 to 909 code for a protein of 224 amino acids. The record is from RefSeq and is a predicted model, not a curated record. Gene Ontology annotation, biological process: ERAD pathway. The transcript has 5 exons. Gene Ontology annotation, cellular component: endoplasmic reticulum membrane. Lineage: Eukaryota; Metazoa; Arthropoda; Copepoda; Harpacticoida; Harpacticidae. Gene Ontology annotation, molecular function: protein binding.
CGAAACCAAUUCAAAGUUUCACAUCUCUGCCAUGUACAAAUCCGUGGCAGAUUGAGCGUCUGACUGUUCACAGAAGAGUGGAACACCAUUCGAGCCUCUUUGGGCACAGCUUUCAUUCAGAAAGCUGAAAGGGAUGUGCAAAAGAUCCUUGUCUGGAAAGAAUCUACCGCAAAACGCGGAAGGAAACUUGGAUGAAUCUUCUUUCCCCAGGAAACCAACAACCACAGCCAAAAAAUGGCAAGAGAAAUAAUCCUCGGGUUUUCCAACGUGGUCUCAAGGCUCAUGGGAACCAGGUCAGUCCCCAUGGCUCACGCCUCCAGUGGAUCAUCGGUCAGGUCAAGAAAUGGGAAAUCAACUGAAAAGGCCCCCCUUCUACCCCAAGGAACCACCAGAACCAAGUACAUAAAUCGCAAUUGCAAACGAGCUCCUCGCGAUCCAGCUUCCUCUGACUUGAACGAUGUGGUCCGAUUUGGUGGAAAAGACUACUUGGGUCGAAUCAAAGAGCCCCAGGGUUGGCUCGCUGUAGCAGCCUUGUGUUUGUGCUUGGUGUUGUGUUUGGGGCUCCUGUACUACUGCUUUUUCUAUUUCCACGAGUUUCAUUUCCAUCUGAGUCAUGCUUACGCUAAAUUGGGACAUUCGCAUGCUCAACAUGUUGUGGCACAAAGGCUACUCCAUGGCAAAGGGGUGGAAAAAGAUGAGGAAUUGGCCAUGAAGUGGUUCCGAAAAGCAUCUGACAAUGGCCAUCCACAUGCGGCUUACAACCUGGCCAUUGGUCAUCUACAAGGCAUCAAGACUGAUGUGUUUCCGGGAGAAGUUCAUGAUUUGAUAAGGCACGCCCACGAUAACGGUGUGAAUGAGGCGUCUGAUGUUUUGCACAAUGCUUGCCGAAAUGGACAAUGCGACGAUUAAGCAACGUAAAGCUACACAGAACUAAUUAUAUUGAUUCGCUUAUGAAUGAAUGAUGCAAAUACAUUUCAGAAAAUGAAAGUUUGAAGACACGGA